AUGGCCAGGGAGAUGCUUGGGGCCCACCCCCAGGAAGAAACCAACAUUCGAGUGACGCUGGGACCCCGGCCACCGUGUACCGAGAUGGAAGACGCCCAGUUCUGGUUUGAUGCUAGCCGGAAGGGGCUGUACCUGUGUGUUGGCAACGAGUGGGUCUCCGUGUUAGCAGCCAAAGAAAGACUGGACUACGUGGAGGAGCAUCAGAACUUGUUCACCAACUCAGAGACCCUGGGCAUCGAGGUGUUCCGCAUCCCCCAGGUGGGGCUUUUCGUGGCCACAGCCAAUCGCAAAGCCACAUCCGCGGUCUACAAGUGGACGGAAGGGAAGUUCGUCUCCUAUCAGAACAUCCCCACGCACCAAGCACAGGCUUGGAGGCAUUUCACCAUUGGGAAAAAGGCAAGUCUGUGUUCGGUGACUUUCUCCAUCCCCUUUCACUUGGAAAGCCCCGAGUCACGGGCGGGGCCCCUACACUGA
Molecule: messenger RNA, 474 nt
Organism: Chlorocebus sabaeus (green monkey)
Lineage: Eukaryota; Metazoa; Chordata; Mammalia; Primates; Cercopithecidae
Source: RefSeq, a predicted model, not a curated record